Ascochyta rabiei is the source of this 4893-nucleotide messenger RNA. RefSeq lists its product as uncharacterized. Gene Ontology annotation, biological process: transmembrane transport; lipid transport. The record is from RefSeq and is a predicted model, not a curated record. Lineage: Eukaryota; Fungi; Ascomycota; Dothideomycetes; Pleosporales; Didymellaceae. Gene Ontology annotation, molecular function: ABC-type transporter activity; ATP hydrolysis activity; ATP binding. Bases 1 to 4893 code for a protein of 1630 amino acids. Gene Ontology annotation, cellular component: intracellular membrane-bounded organelle; membrane. The transcript has 2 exons.
AUGGCGAUCCUCAGCCAGACGUGGAUCCUCACAAAGAAGACGCUGCUCAUCGUCGCAUGGCGGCAAUGGUUCUUCACGAGCGUCCGCGCAUUCUGGGCGCCCAUCAUCUUCAUGUUCUUCAUCACGUACGCAAAGAACUUCUUCAUCCCCCCUUCUCAGUACGGCAUCGGCAACGCCACCCCCAUUCGGUCCUUCCCCGACGCCCUCGCCGCAGCAACAGGCGGCCGCGACAAGGUCGUCUUCGUCCACAACGGAUACACAGGCGGCCAAAUCGAGCACGUCAUCGGCCAACUCUCCAGCCAAGUCCGUGACGCCGGACUGCAGGCCAUCACCCUCGACCAAGAGCUGGACCUUCUCACCACGUGCGCCGGCUCACUGCGAGGCGCGAGCACCUGUUUCGGCGCAGUCAACUUCCACUCGAGCCCCGACCAAGGCCCUGGGCCGGCAUGGAACUACACGCUCAGGGCCGACAGCGUCCUCGGAUCGCAAAUCUACGUCGACCAGCAGGACAACGAUGUGCAGAUCUACAUCCUGCCCUUGCAGCGCGCCGUGGACGAGACGAUUGCGAGCCUGGAUCUGGAUCCCACCGCCACCGCCAUCGCCACCGCCACCGCCACCGCCACCGCUCGAGCCAUACCCGCCAUCCACGCAUUCCCGUACACCGAGCGCACGCAGGAGGAGAGAGACGAGCGCAUCCGGGUUCUGUACAUGGGCGCGCUCAUCAACAUCAUGGGCGCAGCGCUGUACAUUGGCGUCUGUGGUGUUACCUAUCAGCUGACGGGGCAGAUGGCCGACGAACGAGAGCGCGGAAUCUCGCAGCUCGUGGAAGCCAUGUCUCCCGCGAAGAAGGCGUGGCACACUCAGUUUGCCCGUCUUCUGGCGAACCACAUCGCCUUUGACGUCAUCUACUUUCCCGGCUGGGUCAUCAUGGGCCUGAUUGUGUGGGCUCUUGCUUUCAGGUCCUCCAACGCAGGCAUCCUGGUCAUCUUCCACAUCCUCGCUGGUCUGUCCCUGACCAGCUUCUCCAUCUUCGGCGCUGCCUUCUUCCGCAAAGCUCAACUUUCCGGCAUCACCAUCGUCAUCAUUCCGAUCCUCCUCGCCAUCAUUGCACAGGUUGCAGGCCCCUUCAGCACCUCGGCAGUCUACGUCCUUAGUCUGAUCUUUCCGUCCAUCAACUACGUCUUCUUCAUCGUCUGGAUCGCUCGGUUCGAACGUGAACUUGCUGGUGCGAACCUGGGUCAAGGCGCUCCAGCGUACGAGGAUCAUGUCUGGUCAACGCCUGGAAUCGUCUUCUGGGUGUUCCUCAUCAUACAGACACUCGUGUACCCCUUCCUCGGCGCACUCGUAGAGCGAUGGUUGUACGGUACCGUCUCUGCGGAUCGCAAGACGACUACUGAUUCUCCCGACCACAACAUCAUCUUGACCAACUUCUCCAAGCACUGGGCACCAAGCUGGUUCCGAAGAAACCUUCUAGCUAAGAUUGGACUCAAGCCCCCGGAGACGGUCAUUGCUGUCGACGACUUCAGCAUCAAAGCACGCAAGGGCCAAAUCAUGGUUCUCUUAGGUGCCAACGGUAGCGGAAAGUCAACGACCCUCGACGCUAUCGCAGGUCUGAACACCAUCACCAGUGGUUCCAUUGAGAUGGAUGGCACGGGAGGCCUCGGCUUGUGUCCCCAGAAGAAUGUCAUGUGGGACGAACUGAAUGUGUACGAGCAUGUUCGCAUCUUCAACCAACUUAAAUCGACCGGCAAGGUUGACACAAAAGACACUAUCGAGGACCUGAUCCGCGCCUGUGAUCUCGGGCACAAGAUCAAAGCCCGAUCGAGCACGCUCUCAGGAGGUCAAAAGAGGAAGCUGCAGCUCGCUAUGAUGUUCACGGGUGGAAGCAAGGUGUGCUGCGUUGACGAAGUCUCCUCCGGCCUUGACCCUCUCUCGCGCAGAAAGAUUUGGGAGAUUCUGCUUGCAGAGCGAGGCGAUCGCACUUUCCUCCUCACCACUCACUUCCUCGACGAAGCAGACGUGCUUGCAGACUACAUUGCGAUCCUCUCACGAGGCGUGUUGAAGACAAAGGGUACUUCGGUCCAGCUCAAGCACGAAGUUGGCGCAGGAUACCACGUCACCUACCCGCGAGAUGCAGUCGUCGCUCCGCCAGCAGGUGCUACAAAGAAGCCAGCGCCGUCAGCAGACAUGGUUCAGUACUGGUUCCCAGACGCUCUACCUGCGACUCACUUCGUCGACGUUCUUCGAUCCAAGGGCGUCAAGAACUACGAUAUCGUCGGGCCCACACUGGAGGACGUGUUCCUUGCGAUGGCCGAAGAAGUGAAAGAGCAUAACCUUAUGGAUGCCAACGAGCAGCAAGCUGUCAUGGCUGUGAGCAAGGGUGCUGACCAUCCCUCGGACCACGCCUCUGACGUUGAUAAAGGGCUCGAGAUGGGUAAGGGUCGAGGUACGUCGAUGGGCAAGCAGACCCUCAUCUUGAUGCACAAGCGCUGGACAAUCCUUCGACGCAACUUCUGGCCCUACGUUUUCGCUUUGCUGCUUCCAAUCAUUGCUGCCGGCCUAGUCACGCUCUUCCUCAAGGAUUACGUCGCGGUCGGCUGCGACCCUGGAGCGAACGCCAACGAUCCUACCGUGUACACUCUCGCGAGCACGGAUGCGAUCCCGCUGAUUCCCAUCGGUCCAUCAAGUCUCCUAGGCGAUGCCAUUUCUACAAUCGUUCAGCGAUCCGGCAUCAACAACAACAGCUUCCACAUUGUGGAAACUCUGGACGAGUUCAACGACUACGUGCAGACCCAGUUCCGCAACAUCACGCCCGGUGGUUUCUUCAUUCGUGAGAAUGAGCCCACCGUCAUGGCCUAUCUCGGAAGUGGAAGCGUGGUCGGUGGUCUCAUCACCCUCAACACCCUCGACAACGUACUCUCCAACAUUCCCAUCUCGACGCAGUACCAGCAGUUUGCUGUUCCCUUUGCGCCUAGCAUGGGCGACACCUUGCAGCUCACGCUGUACUUCGGUCUGGCCAUGUGCGUCUUCCCAGCACUGUUUGCGCUGUACCCGACCCAAGAGCGUUUGAGGAAAGUCCGAGCGCUGCAUUACAGCAACGGUAUCCGAGCUGUACCGCUGUGGUUGGCCUACACUGCGUUCGACUUCAUCUUCGUUCUGAUCAUCGCUGCUGUAACUACGGCGAUAUUCGUUGGAGCCUCCGAUGCCUUUUACGGACCUGGAUACCUGUUCGUCGUGUUUGCUCUCUACGGUCUCACUGCGAUCUUGUUCUCGUACCUCAUCUCCAUCGUAGUGACGUCGCAGCUUGCAGCCUUUGCCUUCGCCGCUGGAGGCAUGGUUUCACUGUACCUGAUCUACUUCAUUGGCUACAUGGCCAUUCUCACGUAUGCUCCCGCUUACAAGAUCGAUGACUGGAUCGACAUCUUCCACUGGACAUGGUCGCUCAUCGCACCAUCUGGGAGCCUCCUCAGGACACAGUUGCUUUCACUCAACUCCUUCAGCGUCCUUUGCGAUGGCAGCCAGAUCCCAAGCUACCCCGGCAAGCUUCAGGUAUACGGCGGUCCAAUCCUAUACCUCACCGUGCAAGCUAUUCUCCUCUUCGUCAUCCUCGUCUGGUGGGACUCCGGCUACAGACCGCCUUUCUUUAACCGCGCAAACAGCCGUCAGAAGCAUGGCGAGGAGAACCUGGAGACGAUUCCGUCUGCUGUCGCAGCUGAGACGGCACGCACUGAGCAGUCCAAGGAUAGCCUACGCGUGCUCCAUCUGCACAAGACCUUCGGAUCCAACCACGCCGUCAAUGACAUCAGCUUUGGCAUUCCCCAAGGUCAAGUCUUCGGUCUCCUCGGCCCCAACGGUGCAGGAAAGUCUUCAACCAUCUCCCUCAUCCGCGGCGACAUUCAUCCGACAACACACAUCAACGGUGGCGGUGAUGUUCUUAUCGAAGACAUUUCCAUCAUCUCAAAGCGCGCCGCCGCUCGUGGUCACCUUGGUGUGUGUCCGCAGUUCGACGCCAUGGACACCAUGACCGUGACCGAGCACCUAUACUUUUACGCACGCGCCCGUGGCGUACCAGAUCCCCAGUCCUCCGUCAAUGCCAUCUUACAGGCCACUGGUCUUGCAAGAUUCCAAACCCGUCUUGCAUCCAAGCUUUCUGGCGGUAACAAGAGGAAGCUGUCCUUGGGCAUAGCACUCAUGGGCAACCCCUCUGUUCUGCUCCUCGACGAGCCAUCAUCUGGCAUGGACGCUGCAGCUAAGCGUGUCAUGUGGCGUACGCUCCUCGGUGUUGCCGCGCCAGGACGUGCGUUGCUGAUUACAACGCACUCUAUGGAGGAAGCGGACAAGCUGGCGACAAGAGUUGGUAUCAUGAAGAGAAAGAUGCUGGCGCUCGGCACCGUUGGACAGCUCGGCGAUCAGUACGGCGACGCCUGGGUAGUCCAACUUGUCUUGAAGAGCGCGCCCGAGACGACAGAAGAGGAGAUGGAAGCCUGCAAAGAGUGGGUCCGCCGCAGAAUUCCCGGCGUCCAAAUGGACAAGUGGGGAUCCCGAGGCGGCGGCCACGGGCAACUCAGAUUCAAAGUGCUCAAGGCCGCCAAGGGCGAGCACGACACUGUCCCCACCAGCCCCGCCAGCGACGACGUCAGCAUCGAAAAGUCUCACGCCGAGGACAACGUCCAGCUCGUGCGCACACAGUCCACUGACCUCGGCGGCAUCCCAGGCCUCAUCCAACUCCUCGAGUCGAACCGCACGGAGCUGGCUCUCGAGUACUACUCGGUCAGCCCCACAACGCUUGACGAAGUCUUCCUGCGCGUCGUUGGCGAGGAAGAGGAGGAGAGCGCAAAGAAGAAGAGUUACUCUAGCGGGUUUAGAAAGGCGCUUAAGUGGCCUUGUUUUUAG